Messenger RNA from Triticum dicoccoides, 2747 nucleotides. RefSeq names its product zinc finger BED domain-containing protein RICESLEEPER 3-like. The record is from RefSeq and is a predicted model, not a curated record. Bases 106 to 2511 code for a protein of 801 amino acids. Gene Ontology annotation, molecular function: protein dimerization activity; DNA binding. NCBI's taxonomy places the organism in Eukaryota, Viridiplantae, Streptophyta, Magnoliopsida, Poales, Poaceae. The transcript has 2 exons.
UUUCACGUCACAUUGUGGCAUUGUGCCUUGGACCGCGCUUCCCCCGUCCGCUGACGAUCCAUCCAUCUGCUCCAUUCUCCGGGUGCGCGGCUGAGCACUCCAUCGAUGGACUCCUCCCGAGAAGCCCACUUCAAAUGCAAUUAUUGCGGAACGCUCCGAGACAGGGACACGCAAAACAAGCACAUAAAGAAAUGCAUGACAUUUAGGGAACAUAUGCAUGAGGUGAGGAUGGGUUUUGGUCAACUCUCAGUAAAUAUUGGCCCAGCUGGAGCAGAAACAGAGGCUGCCAAGAGCAGAAGGGGUGAAGGGUCGACAGAGAUGGAGAUCGAUGAAGAGGGAGAAGAGAAAGAGCUGACACCUAUGCAGUUGGUGGCUCGCAUGAUCGCGUUAGAAGGGUGCGAUCCCGCGAUCCUGGAUAGUGAGCAUUUCAAGACCUUAAUGCGCAGCAGUUCGUCGGAGGUGCCUUUAUCCCGCGUCAUCAUAGAGCAGAUGUGCGAUGAAAUCUUUGAUGAAGCAAGCACGGCUGUGUAUGAGGGGCUAAGCAACACUCCUGGGCGGGUCAGCGUGGCAGUGGGCAAAGCUAAAACUCUGGACAGGGAUGUCCUAUAUACGGCGUGCAACUUCAUUGACCAGAAAUGGAAGCUUCACAAGGUGAUCCUGGAUGCUAAUGUCCUUGUGCCCAAUCUUCCGCACAAUGAGCCAUUGUCAGAUGUUCCAGAGGUCUACAGUACUGGAAGCGGAACCCACCAUUUGACUGAAGAGGCCCCGUUGAGUACUUCUCUCCCAAGGGUAAAUCUUCGUCACCGCUUGUUCAUGAUGGCAUGGGGAAUAUUACCAGCUUAUGAGUCUGACAUGGAUGUACGAGUGAAUCACUCUGAUGGUCUCAAGGAUCAACUAAGCACGGAAUUUCCUGAUACCUUUCCAGUUCAAAUGGGGCUACUUUCUACGGCAUUUAUAGACCAAGUCCUUGAGCGCAUUGCUCGAUGCCUUCUAUUUGUGGAUUUUGAUUUCAAAAAGAGAAUACGUCAAGAACUUCUGAAAUUAGAUCUGACAAGAGAUAAGCGUCAACAGCUAUAUUCAAAACAUAUUCCCCAGCACCUAUCCACAUAUGACAAGAAUUGGUAUCGGAACUACUGUGCCUUGAGAAUUCUCCGAGGUGAAAAUUCUGCUCUGAUUCAUGAAUUCCCAAAACUGGCAGACCUAUUGAUCAAGGUUUUUGGUGCAAUACAUACUGCUAUUCAAGCAAUCUACAUCCCCAGCUGUCCCACUUCAAAUCUUUGUCUCCUAGAGUUAUUCAAGGUCAGGCAGGUUCUGCAAUCGGAAGUAAAAAGGAGUGAAGCCCACCCAAAUGUCUAUGAAAUUACUACUGAUUUUCCAAAUCCUGAGGACAUUACAAAUUGUCUCAGCCAAGCAAAGAAAAUUUUAGACAAGGCUAUUGAAGACUCAUACCUGCUCUGGUCCGUACCACUUGUAAUGGACCCUCGGUACAAACUCAAACGCAUAGAGUCCCUUUUCAAAAGGGAGGAGUAUUGGCUCAAUAAAGCUGCUGAGAUGUCGUCACCCAAGGACAAGGUAUUAUGCAAGCUGAAAGAGCUGUACUCCAAAUAUACUAGUAAAGAUGGUGGUAACAUUUCCAUGGACAUGGACAGCACAGGCUCAGAAUAUUUGGAUGAUCUUGAUAAAUACCUUGAUGCUCCUCUCAUUACUUUCAAAGGGAAAGAAAAAAUGGAUCCCAAUGUCCCUACAGAAGAAGGUUUUGAUAUUCUAGAUUGGUGGAACAAAAAUCAGGGCUUGUAUCCUGUGGUAGCUGAAAUGGCGCGGGACGCUCUGGCCAUGCCCGCAUCCAGCAGGAUAUCUUCUGAGCAGAUGGCCCAUGUCAGGAGCAUGAUUCGCGGUUACUCCAAAAAACCGCUCAAACGUAUGGACGAAGCAACAGCACAAGACGCAGCAGAAGCAGAAGCAGAUGCAGAGAUGUCAGCAGCAGAUGCAGCGAUGGCUGUAGCAGAUGCAGCGAUGAAAGCAGCAGUUGCAGCGAGGGAUGCAGCACAAGGCGAAGCAGCAGCAAAAGCAGCAGACGCGGCAAAAGCAGCGGAGGACGUUGCCGUGGCAGCGACUAAAGCAGCAUCAGCACUAGAAGAAAUGGAAGAAGAAAUGGAAGAAGAAAUGGAAGAAGAAAUGGAAGAAGAAUAUACUGAGGCAACAAGUCAAGCAGUGGAUGCAGCAGAAAAUGCAGUUACACAAGCAAAAGCAGCAGAAAAGGCCGCAUCACAGGCAGCAACAGCAGAACCCGAAUUAGCAAAGAAGGCAGCUGAGGCAGCGGCACUAGCAACAAAGGAAGCAGCAAACAACUUGAAAGAAAUAUUGAAAAUAUAUAAGAUUAUAGAACAAGCUAAACUAAAUUCCUGGAGGCGAUUCAUGUUUUGUGGUAGUCGCGAUGAUGAAGAGAAGAACAAAAGGCCGAGGAGCCCUGGCAACGAAGGGAAUGAUCCAAAGAGGAUGAGGGUGGACUAAUAGUUUAAUACCUCCUACAAGGCGGGCAUCUAAAGUUUCUGACAGCGUUUACUAGUAUCGCAUGGAUCCAUAUCCACUCCAGGUGUGAGUGAUCUUCUUCGAAAGUGGUUGUAUUUGUUGGUGUCUUCUAUUUUGAGAUGUGGUGUGCAUUUUUUACUUGGAACCUGCGUGUGCUGUUGUGUGUUGAAAAUUGAAAUGUACUGCAUAAACCAUCAUUCUUGUGAUGUGUUUGUUUA